AUGAAAGUACACCUGCUCACCAUCCUGGUAGGAGCACCUGGGUCGGGGAAAGGCACGAUCUGCAGUUUCUUGGCUAGCAAGUACAGCCUGUUGCAUUUCUCCGUGGGAGAUAUUCUCCGCACCUGGAUGCAGGCCAACUGCGAAACGCCCCUCGCGGCUCGGAUCCAGGAGAAGCUUGACCACCAGGGGUUUCUCACAUCUGCGGAGUUGAACCCGUUUCUGGGUCUCGCCAUUGAGGAUGCAAUACGGCAAGACGAACUCAAGGGGAUCCUGAUCGACGGCUUCCCAAGGUGCGAGGAGCAGCUCAACUCGUGGGCACAAUGGCCUUUUCAAGAACGUCUUCGUUUGGAAGGCAGCGCGAAGCCCGACGUCGUCCUUUCGCUCAACGUGACGAGGGAGAAUGCGGAAGCUAGGUAUCUCGCCAGGGGUCGCGAUCGUAACGACACCGCCGUCAAGUUCGGAAGGCGGUUUGAUGAGUACUUGGAGGAGGGACGGCCUGUGGAACACCACUAUCGAGAGGCAGGGCUCCUAGUUGACAUUGAUAACAAUGGCACAAGGGAGGAGAAUAUUGAGGGAGUCGAGAAGAUACUGGGAGAGAGCGCUUUGUGGAAGGGUGCGGUUGAGGGUCAAGAGCCAGAGUCAUUUUUCAUUCUAUAA
This is a messenger RNA of Diaporthe citri, 657 nucleotides long. RefSeq lists its product as uncharacterized. The coding region runs from base 1 to 657 and encodes 218 amino acids. Gene Ontology annotation, biological process: nucleobase-containing compound metabolic process. The record is from RefSeq and is a predicted model, not a curated record. The transcript has 3 exons. NCBI's taxonomy places the organism in Eukaryota, Fungi, Ascomycota, Sordariomycetes, Diaporthales, Diaporthaceae. Gene Ontology annotation, cellular component: cytoplasm. Gene Ontology annotation, molecular function: AMP kinase activity; ATP binding.